Messenger RNA from Sphaerodactylus townsendi, 1280 nucleotides. It is a transcript of the gene TNNT2, whose product is annotated as troponin T2, cardiac type. NCBI's taxonomy places the organism in Eukaryota, Metazoa, Chordata, Lepidosauria, Squamata, Sphaerodactylidae. The coding region runs from base 134 to 1000 and encodes 288 amino acids. Gene Ontology annotation, molecular function: troponin C binding; tropomyosin binding; troponin I binding. The transcript has 17 exons. Gene Ontology annotation, biological process: regulation of muscle contraction; cardiac muscle contraction; sarcomere organization. Gene Ontology annotation, cellular component: troponin complex. The record is from RefSeq and is a predicted model, not a curated record.
UGGCUUGGGGGUGGUGGGUUGGGCUGGGGUGAUCUUGUUAAAGCCUCACUCUUUGAAGUUGCCUUGCUCAGACUCCACACUGGUUUCCACUGAAAGGACCCUCCCCUGUUCUCUGGACAAGAGGUAACUGAAAAUGUCAGACACUGAGGAAAUCAUUGAAGAAUAUGAAGAGGAGCAGGAAGAAGAAUGUGUGGAAGAAGAAGAGGAAGAAUGGAUAGAGGUGGAGGACGACCAAGAAGAACAUGCUGAAGACAUCAAGGAAGGUGAAACCAUAGCAGAAGAAUACGAAGAGCAUUCUAAAGAACCAGAAGAAGGAGAAUCCAAACCCAGGCCUAAGCACUUUAUGCCAAACUUGGUGCCUCCAAAAAUUCCUGAUGGGGAGAGAGUGGACUUUGAUGACAUUCACCGCAAGCGAAUGGAGAAGGACCUGAAUGAGCUGCAGACCCUUAUUGAGGCUCAUUUUGAGAACAGGAAGAAGGAAGAAGAAGAGCUGCUAUCCUUGAAAGACAGAAUUGAACAGCGACGAGCAGAACGAGCUGAGCAGCAACGAAUCCGUAGUGAGCAAGAAAAGGAACGACAGGCCCGUUUGGCUGAAGAGAGAGCCCGGAAAGAAGAAGAAGAAUCUCGGAAGAGAGCUGAAGAGGAAGCCAGGAAGAAAAAGGCUUUCUCUAACAUGCUUCAUUUUGGAGGGUACCUGCUGAAGACAGAGAAGAAAAGUGGGAAAAAACAAACUGAGAGGGAAAAGAAGAAGAAGAUCCUCAGUGAGCGGCGGAAACCUCUGAACAUUGAUCACUUGAAUGAAGAUAAGUUGAGGGACAAAGCUAAGGAACUGUGGCAGAGUAUUCAUGAUCUUGAAGCCGAGAAAUUUGACUUGCAGGAAAAAUUCAAGCGGCAGAAAUAUGAGAUUAAUGUUCUUCGCAACCGCAUUAGUGACCAUCAGAAGGUGAAAGGCUCAAAGGCUGGCCGUGGAAAGCCAGUGGUUGGUGGCCGAUGGAAGUGAGAUGUGGUUGACAUCCAGCCUGCGCAGAAGACAAAGUGGCCAGCUGCUGUUUUGGCCUCCGUUUUAUUAAUCCUCCUAACCAAUGUGGCCCAAAGGAAUGCACCAACUCUUCUAGUUUAUUCAGAGCAAGCCACUUUUCAAAGUCCUCACUCUGUAGAACGUGUGUAGCUGUGUGCACAGUACUGUCACCGCAUGAAACACGACACUGUAUGGAGACAACUGUGUCACCAAACAGAAGAAUAUUGUUGUGUCUGUAAAUAAAAGCAACUAUGCAACAGCA